AGAGAGAGAGAGAGAGAGAGAGAGGGCAAAGAUGGAUGCAUUUUCAUCCCCUUCGAGCGGGUCGUCAUCUCAACCAUCAACAGAGGCUUUCAUGGGCCAGUUGAAGGUUCAGCUUGCUCAGGCUCAUGCGGAGGAGUUCCUUGAGACAAUCAGAGGGAAGUGCUUUGAUAAGUGCAUUACAAAGCCAGGGACAAGCCUGAGCGGGAGUGAAAGUAGUUGUAUUUCAAGAUGUGUGGAUCGCUACAUUGAAGCCACGGGUAUUAUCAGCCGAGCUCUUUUUAGCUCACCGUUCUAGAGGUUUGAGGAUCUUCGCCGCUGCCAUAUCUCCAAGAAAUUGCAUGAGAGAGUGCACUGGACUGAGGCUUGUCGUGGACAAUGGUUCACACAAGUUCUUAAAAUCUUCAAAGCAACAUUGCACUUGUUAACUUUAGAUUUUUUCUCC
Molecule: messenger RNA, 442 nt
Organism: Telopea speciosissima
Lineage: Eukaryota; Viridiplantae; Streptophyta; Magnoliopsida; Proteales; Proteaceae
Product: mitochondrial import inner membrane translocase subunit Tim13-like
Exons: 2
Coding region: 32-295 (87 amino acids)
Source: RefSeq, a predicted model, not a curated record